Molecule: messenger RNA, 270 nt
Organism: Peronospora farinosa
Lineage: Eukaryota; Oomycota; Peronosporomycetes; Peronosporales; Peronosporaceae
Source: the annotation of a GenBank genome assembly
AUGUCGGGACCCUUAGGCAGAAUCAUCGCGCAGGUGGUAGUUAUGGGCGCGGGAAUCGUGUCCAAGGCAUUUGUGCAGGCCUACCAGCAAGCUGUGCACAACGCACGUUCAGGAAACACCGGUGCAAUGGCUGCCAAGACGGUGGUACGCAAGAAUCAAAUGUCCAAGCAGCAGGCGCUCGAGAUCCUUAAUUUCCCCACGAGCGGCGUGACUCCAUCGCCUGAGGAGAUCCAGAAGCAGUUCUCAAGUGACAAGGCAAACAGUAAGUAG